This is a messenger RNA of Trematosphaeria pertusa, 729 nucleotides long. RefSeq names its product transcription initiation factor-like protein. Gene Ontology annotation, molecular function: DNA binding; RNA polymerase II general transcription initiation factor activity. NCBI's taxonomy places the organism in Eukaryota, Fungi, Ascomycota, Dothideomycetes, Pleosporales, Trematosphaeriaceae. Bases 1 to 729 code for a protein of 242 amino acids. The record is from RefSeq and is a predicted model, not a curated record. Gene Ontology annotation, biological process: DNA-templated transcription initiation. The transcript is spliced from 8 exons.
AUGGAUUCCCUCACUUCGCAUCCGUCGACUGCCGCGCAGGCCAAGACGUUCAUUGCGCCCGGCUCUCUCUCGUAUCCCAACGCCGCUGAGCUCACUCCGCCGUCCUCCGAGAAGAACGCUCAGCCCGAUGCCAGCAAGACCAACGGCGUUGCGACUCCUGCGGCGACUCCGGACGCUCAGAAUGCUUCAGGCAUUAUUCCGACGCUUCAGAACAUAGUUGCUACAGUGAACUUAUCUGCCCGUCUCGACCUCAAGACCAUCGCACUCCAUGCGCGUAACGCCGAGUACAACCCUAAGCGUUUCGCCGCUGUCAUCAUGCGCAUCCGAGAACCCAAGACCACUGCAUUGGUCUUUGCGUCAGGUAAGAUGGUCGUUACCGGCGCUAAGAGUGAAGACGAUUCGAAAUUAGCUAGUCGCAAGUACGCCCGUAUCAUCCAGAAGCUUGGUUUCAAUGCCAAGUUCUCGGACUUCAAGAUCCAGAACAUCGUCGGAAGCUGCGACAUCAAGUUUCCGAUCCGGUUGGAGGGCCUUGCCUCGAGUCAUCACACCUUCUCGAGCUACGAGCCUGAGCUGUUCCCUGGGCUUAUCUAUCGAAUGAUGAAGCCGAAGAUUGUCUUGCUGAUCUUCGUUUCGGGCAAGAUCGUCUUGACGGGCGCUAAGGUUCGCGAAGAGAUCUACCAGGCCUUCGAGCUCAUCUAUCCCGUUCUGAGCGACUUCCGUAAGUCGUGA